UUCGAACUUUCCGGUAUUUCCUCUUCUUCUGUCUUUCCAUUUCCUGGAAACACAAAAAAAAAAAAAAAUGGAAGAAGCAAAAAAAGAACUUGAAAUUUUAGAAACUCAGCAUCCUAACAAAUUUGAAUAUCUCAAGUUGGAAUUAAGAUCCUUCAUAUCUUUUCUUGAAUCUCACUACUCUGACACUCUUCCUUCUUCCUCCUAUGUUGAUACUCAAGAGUCAUCAAGUAACAGGAAGAGGAAAAAUGGAAGCUUUGGUAGUAAAGAACAACCUAAGAAGAAGCUGCAAAGGGUGGGACAGGAUACUGUUGGAUGUAGAAAGAGGAGUAGGAUUGAUGUUGUUAUGGAGAGGGCUCAAGCAUGUCUACGAAAAAUUCAACGAUUCAAAACUAGUAACAAGUGACUUUCUUGUAAAUGCAUAGAUAGUUCCAGUCGAAAACAAGAGGAUUUGAUGAAAUCCAUUUUAUAUUCGGGGACUGGUUUUUGACAUAGGAUGAGAUGGAAGGGUUGGUUCUUGGAUUAUGUUUAAACUACUAUUGGAAAUUUUAAAGGCCAUUGGGCAUUUUGUAAUGAUCUUCACCAAUAUCAUGUAACAGCACUAAAAAUGUUUGUGCAGUAAAAGAAAGCAAGCUGACACACUUGCUAGUGACUCUCAUGUCUC
This is a messenger RNA of Solanum tuberosum (potato), 661 nucleotides long. RefSeq lists its product as uncharacterized. NCBI's taxonomy places the organism in Eukaryota, Viridiplantae, Streptophyta, Magnoliopsida, Solanales, Solanaceae. The transcript has 2 exons. The record is from RefSeq and is a predicted model, not a curated record. Bases 68 to 403 code for a protein of 111 amino acids.